This is a messenger RNA of Prunus mume (Japanese apricot), 2126 nucleotides long. RefSeq lists its product as uncharacterized. The record is from RefSeq and is a predicted model, not a curated record. NCBI's taxonomy places the organism in Eukaryota, Viridiplantae, Streptophyta, Magnoliopsida, Rosales, Rosaceae.
GAGGGGAGCUAUAAUUUGCUUGGUGGACUCUAUUUGUUUGUUGGUUUGUUGUGCACUGGUGGUUAGAAUUUUGGAAUUUUUGACCGUUGACUGGCCUUCCCUUCCUCCCCCACCUUCUUUUUGUGGUCGCCACGUCUCCCUCGCUCGCUCCCUUUUUGUUUUUAUUUUUCUUUUAUUUUCUAUGGACUGAAUUUGUUACUCGACUUAGUAGUGGGCCACGAGGCACGGCCUGAAAGAAAACAACGGUGGCCCAACCCAAAUCCACUAAACACUCGCCACUCUCUGUGUGUGUUUCAGCAACUGAGCUUCUCGAGAGGCAGAGGUAGUCGGCAGGCGAUCUGUGGCUUCAGAUCCAUUAGCCACACAGAAAAGGAUAGGAAAAAGAUGAGGUAUGGUGUUUGGAGAAGGAGACGGGUGUCUGCAGGAUCAAUUCUGAUAGUGUGUGCAUUGUGUGCUGGAAUGGGGCUGUUGAUGCUCAACUUAAGACAAGUUGAUCCUCCAACGAGCCCCGAUUUCCCUAUGCAAAUUCACAAUUCGGAUUCGGAGUCUGAAAGCGGUGGUAGGGUUGGGGUUGAGGACGAGCCUGAGAACAAGAGUAAGAGAAAAUCCAACUCCUGUGCUACGGUGGAAGAGAUGGGAAAGGACUUCAAAGGAGGGUUCUGGGAGGAAAGUCUCAGAGUCAGGAAACUUAUUCAACAUCACUUUGACUUGAAUGGUGCUUCCCGGGUCCGAAAUCUUCCUCCGGAACAGUUUUGUCAGCAUGGCUUUGUGAUGGGUAAAGCAUCAGAGGCAGGUUUUGGGAAUGAAAUGUACAAAAUUUUAAGUGGUGCAGCAUUGAGUAUACUUUUAAACCGGUCCCUGAUCAUUGGGCAAACCAGGGGAAAAUUCCCUUUCGGGGAUUACAUUUCUUAUUCCAACAUUUCCUUUACCAUGAGAGAAAUUAAGCAUCUGUGGAGACUUAAUAAAUGUGUUAAGAAGUAUGGAAGGCAACUGAUUAUGAGGACUGAUGACUUUGAGAAGCCAACACAGACAAAUGUCCUUUGUAGUGACUGGAGGAAAUGGAAGCAACCUAUCAUAUGGUUCCAAGGUACAAAUGAUGCUGUGGCAGCCCAAUUUUUCUUGAAAAAUAUACACCCCGAGAUGAGGAAUGCUGCUUCUAUUUUAUUUGGAAAGCCAGAGGUUCUCCAUUCUCGGCCUAAUGUAUUUGGGGAGCUGAUGAGAGUGCUUAUAACUCCUUCUGAGGAUGUUGAGGAUGCCGUCAAUUGGGUUCUUGGUGGAGUGGAACCUGAUAUUUCACUGCACAUGCGAAUGCUCAUGAAUAAGUCUAUCAGAGCUGCACAGGCAGCAUUGAACUGCAUCAGAAAAGUUAAGCAAAAUCUUGGCAAGUCACCAAGACCCCGGGUAGUCAUAGUGUCAGAUACUCCCUCUCUUGUGAAAAGUAUUACACCAAAUAUAAGUAAAUUUGCAGAGGUCGUUCAUUUUGAUUAUGAACUUUUCAAAGGAAAUAUAUCUGAUAGCAGAAAGGGAUUGCACAGUUUAGAUUUUAGGAUGAGAGAUUGGGGCCCAGCGCCCAGAUGGGUUGCCUUUGUAGACUUCUUUCUUGCAUCACGUGCAAAAUAUGCUGUUGUGUCCGGGGCUCACAGGCGUGUUGGGACGACUUAUGCACAGUUAAUUGCAGCACUGGCUGCAGCAAACAAUCUUGGCGACAGACCAACUGGUUCUAAAUUUGCAUUUUUAAGCAGCUUUCAAGGUGAUUUGUUGAGAGAAGGUUUAAGAUUUCAGAUUGGUUGGGGGCAUGUGUGGAACAGAUUUGCAGGUCCCCUUGGGUGUCAUAACCAGCCUAAUCAAUGUGCUUUCACACCGCUUCUCCCUCCGGCAUGGUGGGAUGGCCUUUGGCAAUCCCCACUUCCAAGGGAUAUCAAGAAGUUGGCAGGGUACGGCAUCCAGUUAUCGGGGUUUGGCACAAUUGAUGAAAAUUAUCUUGGCACUUUUUGUAGCUCAAGGAAGGUUGUGGUGAAAACUGUUCCAUUCCUUUUGUAAUACUUGACGUUGCAUUUCAUUCAUCCUUUGUUCUGGCACGUCCUCCACUUUUUGUACUUGUAACAUUAAGCCACUCAUUCACGUUC